AUGGAGCUCUUGCUCCUCAACCCUGCCGCGACGCACCGCCACUUCGGGGGCCUCGCCGCCGUCAUACCCCUCGCGGGGCGCUCCGUGGUCCGCUGCUGUGUGUCCGCCUCCAUCGCGGCCGCCGCGCUGCUCAAGUUCUCGGGCCCCAAGAAGCGGGGCAAGACGGAGAUCCAGGAGACGAUGCUCACGCCCCCGGUUCUACACCACCGACUUCGACGAGAUGGAGCGCCUCUUCAACACCGAGAUCAACAAGCAGCUCAACCAGGCGGAGUUCGACGCACUGCUGCAGUAGUUCAGGCCGCCCUCGCUGAAGAUCUGGGAGCCGGCCUUCAACCAGACGGCCUCGCCAAACUGGACGCCGUUGCGGGGGAGCAGCUCGGGGAAGACGCAGCACAGCGCGCCGAGCAUGCCCCAGCGAGGAGUGGAUGA
Molecule: messenger RNA, 429 nt
Organism: Miscanthus lutarioriparius
Lineage: Eukaryota; Viridiplantae; Streptophyta; Magnoliopsida; Poales; Poaceae
Source: the annotation of a GenBank genome assembly